UCGAUGGAAAGCAAUCGAUCCCAAAUUCUCCCAUUUCUCAAUCAAAACUAUCUGGGUUCACUUGUGUGUUGCUGCUGAACGUCGGAAUCAGAAAAUUAUGGACCGGAGAGAAGACGAGCAACAGAAGCGCGACGAUUCCAGAUUCAAUCAAACACUCAAGAACGUCCAGGGGUUUCUUAAAGGUAGGAGUAUUCCUGGUAAAGUAUUGUUGACUAGGAGACCGGAUCCUCCACAAGAACCCAUCUCUCCAACAUAUCACCGGAGCUUGUCGGAGAAUGACGCCGGAAGAAAUGAGCGUUUGGAGAAUCCCGUUGAGGUGGAAGAUCACAGUUCAAGCAAGAAACAUGAUAACACAUAUGCUAGUAAGCUACGAUCAAACUCCAGCGGUGAAAGGAUUGCCAAAGAAGUCCAAAACAUGAAGAUAGGUGUUAGAUCAAGUGACUCUGCUAGAGUUAUGAAGUUCAACAAAGUUCUUUCAGAAACAACUGUCAUUUUAGAGAAACUGCGCGAGCUAGCGUGGAAUGGUGUGCCACACUAUAUGCGGCCUGAUGUCUGGCGGCUUCUCUUGGGAUAUGCACCACCUAAUUCAGAUAGAAGGGAGGCUGUUCUAAGAAGAAAACGUCUUGAAUAUCUUGAAUCUGUUGGCCAAUUUUAUGACCUUCCAGAUUCUGAACGCUCUGAUGACGAGAUCAAUAUGCUUCGCCAGAUUGCUGUUGACUGUCCAAGGACUGUACCAGACGUCAGUUUCUUUCAGCAAGCACAGGUGCAGAAAUCAUUGGAGCGUAUUCUUUACACGUGGGCCAUUAGGCAUCCAGCGAGCGGAUAUGUUCAGGGAAUAAAUGAUCUGGUCACUCCGUUUCUUGUUGUAUUCUUGUCAGAAUAUCUAGAUGGCGGUGUAGACAGUUGGUCAAUGUCCGAUCUAUCUGCUGAAAAAGUCUCAGAUGUAGAAGCAGAUUGCUACUGGUGCUUAACAAAGCUACUUGAUGGUAUGCAAGAUCAUUACACGUUUGCUCAACCUGGAAUCCAGAGACUUGUGUUUAAGCUAAAGGAAUUGGUCAGGCGUAUUGAUGAACCUGUUUCAAGACACAUGGAGGAGCAAGGACUGGAGUUUCUUCAAUUUGCUUUCCGGUGGUAUAACUGUCUUCUGAUUCGUGAGAUUCCUUUCAAUCUCAUUAACCGCCUAUGGGACACUUAUCUUGCUGAAGGAGAUGCAUUGCCAGACUUCCUAGUGUAUAUAUAUGCUAGCUUUCUCUUAACAUGGUCGGAUGAGUUGAAGAAGCUAGACUUUCAAGAGAUGGUAAUGUUCCUGCAACACCUUCCGACACAUACAUGGACAGACCAAGAGCUCGAAAUGGUUUUGUCAAGAGCUUACAUGUGGCACAGUAUGUUCAACAAUUCCCCAAACCAUUUGGCUAGCUGAAUGACGUUUUUCCUCGAUGAUGAUGCUGUUUUUCCUUGGUUAUAUUAUCUUCUUCUUGUCGUAAUCAGAGAUUUGGUUUUUAUUUUCUUGUUAAUUGUUACUAGUUUAAGGGGACUAGUUUAAGUAUGAUUUCACGCGUCACUUGUUGAAUCUGUCACCAGUUUGUGCGUUUGUAAUAUUUGUAGCUUUCACUAAUUUGGAUGUCUCGGUAACUUUCUUUUUUUUAUGAAUUCAUGUAAAUUUCUUCCUUUUUACAACUUAGAUCUGACAUGGAUAAAUCUCACUGUAUCCAUGUCAAUCG
Messenger RNA from Eutrema salsugineum, 1721 nucleotides. RefSeq names its product GTPase-activating protein GYP1. The record is from RefSeq and is a predicted model, not a curated record. Gene Ontology annotation, biological process: activation of GTPase activity. Lineage: Eukaryota; Viridiplantae; Streptophyta; Magnoliopsida; Brassicales; Brassicaceae. Gene Ontology annotation, molecular function: GTPase activator activity. The transcript has 10 exons. The coding region runs from base 98 to 1420 and encodes 440 amino acids.